Molecule: messenger RNA, 1464 nt
Organism: Gracilinanus agilis (Agile Gracile Mouse Opossum)
Lineage: Eukaryota; Metazoa; Chordata; Mammalia; Didelphimorphia; Didelphidae
Product: zinc finger protein OZF-like
Exons: 5
Coding region: 1-1464 (487 amino acids)
Biological process (GO): regulation of transcription by RNA polymerase II
Cellular component (GO): nucleus
Molecular function (GO): RNA polymerase II cis-regulatory region sequence-specific DNA binding; DNA-binding transcription factor activity, RNA polymerase II-specific
Source: RefSeq, a predicted model, not a curated record
AUGCUUCUCUUCGCGCUUCCUUCUCGAGCCCGCCCUGAGCGAAAGAAAAUUCAUUCUGGAGAGAAACCAUAUCAAUGUAAUGAAUGUGGGAAGGCCUUCAGUCACAAGGCAGGACUUACUUGCCAUGAGAAAAUUCAUACUGGAGAGAAACCAUAUCAAUGUAAUAAAUGUGGUAAAGCUUUCAGCAGAAAAUCUGUUCUUACUGAUCAUCAGAAAAGUCAUACAGGAGAAAAACCUUAUCAGUGUAAUGAAUGUGGGAAAGCUUUCACUAGGAGGACUAUUCUUACUCAACAUCAGAAAAUUCAUACUGGAGAGAAACCUUACAAAUGUAAUGAAUGUGGGAAAGCCUUCAGUCAGAAAAUAGGACUGACAUGCCAUCAGAAUAUUCAUACUGGAGAGAAACCUUAUGAAUGUAAUGAUUGUGGUAAAGCCUUCACUCAAAAGACAGGACUUACAAGACAUCAGAAAAUUCAUACUGGAGAGAAACCAUAUCAGUGUAAUGAAUGUGGGAAGGCCUUUAAUCAGAAGAGAACACUUACUGAACAUCAAAAUAUUCAUACUGGAGAGAAACCUUAUGAAUGUAAUGAAUGUGGGAAAGCUUUCAAUCAGAAGAACACACUUACUGAACAUCAGAAUAUUCAUACUGGAGAGAAACCUUAUGAAUGUAAUGAAUGUGGGAAAGCCUUCAAUCAGAAGAAAAGACUUACUAAGCAUCAGUACAUUCACACUGGAGAGAAACCUUAUGAAUGUAAAGAAUGUGGGAAAGCCUUUAGUCAGAAGAGAACACUUAUUGAACAUCAAAAUAUUCAUACUGGGGAGAAACCUUAUGGAUGUAAUGAAUGUGGGAAAGCCUUUGGUCAGAAAACAGGACUUACUAAACAUCAGAAAUGUCAUAGUGGAGAGAAACCAUAUCAAUGUAAUCAAUGUGGGAGAGCCUUCACCAGGAGGACGAGACUUACUCGACAUCAGAAAAUUCAUACUGGAGAGAAACCUUAUAAAUGUAAUGAAUGUGGGAAAGCUUUCAGAGAGAAGACAAGCCUUACUCAACAUCAAAAAAUUCAUACUGGAGAAAAACCAUAUCAGUGGGUUAUAGAAAAAGCACGUUACUUGACAGCCACCAGCUUGCUCUGGGCCGUGCAGGGCGAUCCCGGGCGGAGACAGAGCGAAGCUGGCGCGGGGAGGGAAUCGGACCGAACUCCGACCCACAAUAAAGUCCUCUUUUACUCGCUGUGGAGGACGCCUGUGGCUAAAUCCUUUCCAGAACGACCCAGACCAACCCUUCAUGCACAUUAUUUUGGUGGCCGGUAUGGGGAAGUGAAGUUCUGGGCUCGGACUUUCUCCAUUUCGAGAUCUGGGAAAAAUUCAGCUUCCACUAAAUUUGAGCCUGACAAGGCUCCUGACUUGCUUGAUGACCUGCUCCUUUCCACCCCACCUAGCACCAGCACCACCAUCAUUGGUAUCUAG